Molecule: messenger RNA, 4820 nt
Organism: Zingiber officinale
Lineage: Eukaryota; Viridiplantae; Streptophyta; Magnoliopsida; Zingiberales; Zingiberaceae
Product: eukaryotic translation initiation factor 5B-like
Exons: 11
Coding region: 187-4269 (1360 amino acids)
Molecular function (GO): GTP binding; GTPase activity; translation initiation factor activity
Source: RefSeq, a predicted model, not a curated record
GGGCGUUUUGAAAAGAAAAUCGUCUGCGGGGGAUGAAUAAAAAGUUCCCCUGUUUAUAAACCGAAUGCGAUUUUAGCGUUAGGGUUCUUGUAGCCGAUCUCUCUAUCUCGCUCAUCGUUCGUCGUAUGAAUUGGAACGAAUCCCUUGUGAUUUUUUGCCCGGGCGAUUUGAUUCCAUUGAGGAGCGAUGGGUCGGAAGAAGAACGUUACCAUCAACGACGACGAGUACUCGUUGGCGGAGGAGCAGCAGCAGCCGUCGCCGGCGAAUCAUGAAGCAGUGGCGGAAAGUCUCCCCGCCGCAGGCUCAAAGAAGAGUAAGAAGGGAGGAAAGAACCAGCGCAACGACGCCUUCGCAGAUGAGACCCCGGAUGUGCUUUCCACUGCGUCGGCCGCCGAUCCUUCUCGAGAGGACGAAGGUGAUGGCGCCCCCUUAGUCUUCUCCGGUAAGAAGAAAUCCUCUAAGUCUAAGAAGACUAACACUGUUGCGGGUGGGUUCGCCGCCCUUACUGCAUUGGGGGACGAGGCGGACGAUCAGGAGCCGGAAGAGAAACCGAGAUCGGAGGUCAAACCUGAGUCUGGCCUCUAUGCGGAUGAUGAGGUGGAUGAAAGCAGGGAUUUUGGCAUGGAAUCAAGCCGCCAGGUAAAUUUGGAGGAUGCAGAUUCAAGGAAGCAACAGAAGAAGAAAAAGAAGGGAGGACGGUCUGCUCGGGAGGAGGAGGACUUGGUUAAACUCCUUGCCGAUCUGGGUGAAGCUCCCGCACCAGGCCCUUCUGAAUCGCAAAUGGUGGACGAAGACAAUGUUCCUGGAGCAGAACUAAGCGAACAGGCAAUAAUCAGUGAGGUCGCUGAUACAAAGAAGCAACAGAAGAAGAAAAAGAAAAAGGGUGGAUGGAAUGCCCAAGAGGAGGAGGAUUUAGAAAAACUCCUGCUUGAGCUAGGAGAAGCCCCCGCAGCAGGCAAUUCUGUAUCACAUGAGGUGGACGAAAGCACAGCACCUGAUGAGGAAUUGAGUGAACAGGUAAUCAGUGAGAUUGCUGAUUCAAAGAAGCAACAGAAGAAGAAAAAGAAAAAAAGUGGACGGAAUGCUCAAGAGGAGGAGGAUUUAGAAAAACUCCUGCUUGAGCUAGGUGAAGCCCCUGCUGCUGCUCCAACGCAAACAUUGCCUCCAAUGUUAGUUGCGAAUGAUGGAGAGGAGAUCAAUGAUCCAGAACUUGACUCCCAAAAGCCAGGGAAUGGAGCUGAGGAAUUUGCCUCGAAGAAGCAGCAGAAGAAAAAGAAAAAGAAGAGUGGAAAAACUGCUCAGGAGGAGGAAGACUUGGAUAAGAUUCUUGCUGAACUUGGGGAGGGUCCACCACCGCUGCUACCGAGUGUGGAAGCUCCAGGACCGUCUUCUCAGGUGGUGCAGGAAUCAGUUUUAGCUCCUGUAGAACAGCCAGAGGUAGAGGAUAAAGAUGGUGAGAUUGAGGGUGAGUCAGCAGCUGCUAAGAAGAAGAAGAAGAAGAAAGAGAAGAAGGCUGCAGCUGCUGCAACUCCAUCUGUACCCGCCGCUAAGGAUGAGAAGAACGAUGAAGCAAAGGGAAAGGUUCCAGACAAGAAGUUACCCAAGCAUGUGAGGGAGAUGCAGGAAGCACUGGUGAGGAGGAAGGAAGCGGAAGAGAGGAAGAAGAGAGAAGAGGAGGAGAAGCUGAGAAAGGAGGAGGAAGAAAGAAAGCGGCUAGAGGAAUUGGAGAGACAAGCGGAGGAGGUAAAAAGGAGAAAGAAGGAAAGGGAAAAGGAGAAAUUGCUGAAGAAGAAACAGGAGGGCAAACUUUUGACGGCUAAGCAGAAAGAUGAGCAGAGAAGGUUAGAGGCAAUGAGGAAACAAUUCCUUUCUCAGAGUGAAAUUCUGGGAGGUGACGCACUUACAGAGAUAAAAAAAAGACCUAGGUAUAAUACAAAGAAGCCUAAGCAGGUUCAACCUAAGGCUGCUGAAACAGACAAAGCGAUGGAGAACGAGAAUGAAGUUGAUGAACCUGGUAUGCUGCAAGUUGUGGAAGAUGCUAUAAUUGAAGAGGAAUUACAAUCUCAAGCUGGGGACACUGAGGACAAAGUUGAAGGAGAUCAGGUCGCAGAAGAUGUCAAAGCUUUGGAUGAGGAUGAAGACGACGAAGAAUGGGAUGCAAAGAGUUGGGAUGAUCUUGAUGUUACAUUGCCCACUACAAGCCCUUUUUCUGAAGAGGAUCAGGAAGCUACAAGAAAACCUGUGGUUAAAGGAAAUACUGAACGGGAAGGAAACUCUUCUUUGGAACUCCAAGCAAAUCCUGAGGCAUCUGCAAAGGUUGCUGUAAAAAAGGUUGUGCUGCCCCAGAAAUCUACGGAGACUAUUGAGGCUAAUCAAGGGGUUGAAGGAGAAAGUGAAUCUGUUAAGGAUGUUAAAAAAGCAAAAGAAGCUUUUAAUAAGCAAGAGUCAACUGAUGUGGAGGGUAAUUCCAAGAAAAGUGGCCCUGAUCUCCGCUCACCAAUCUGUUGCAUUCUUGGCCAUGUAGAUACUGGGAAGACCAAGCUCUUAGAUUGCAUCCGACGCACCAAUGUUCAGGAAGGAGAAGCUGGUGGUAUCACCCAGCAGAUUGGGGCUACAUAUUUUCCAACAGAGAAUAUAAGGGAAAGAACAAGAGAGCUAAAGGCUGAUGCAACGCUGAAGGUUCCAGGCUUACUUGUCAUUGAUACCCCAGGGCAUGAAUCCUUUGCCAAUCUACGGUCUAGAGGUUCAAGCCUGUGUGAUAUUGCUAUAGUGGUUGUGGAUAUUAUGCAUGGGCUUGAACAACAAACUAUUGAAUCACUUAACCUUUUAAAAAGCAGGAAUACAGAGUUUAUUGUUGCACUAAAUAAGGUGGAUCGACUUUAUGGUUGGAAAUCUUGCCCAAAUGCACCCAUUGCCAAGACACUCAAACAACAGUCUAACGAUGUAAUGAAUGAAUUCAAUAUGAGGCUUGUGCAGAUUAUAACCCAAUUCAAGGAGCAGGGCUUGAACACUGCUCUGUACUAUAAGAAUAGAGAAAUGGGUGAAACAUUUAACAUAGUUCCCACUAGUGCAGUCAGUGGUGAAGGUAUACCAGAUCUUCUCUUAUUGUUGGUGCAGUGGGCACAAAAAACAAUGGAAGAUAAACUUACUUUUGUGGAUGAAGUGCAGUGUACGGUGUUGGAGGUUAAAGUGAUUGAAGGCUUAGGGACAACCAUAGAUGUCGUACUAGUGAAUGGUGUUCUUCAUGAGGGUGAUCAGAUAGUUGUUUGUGGAAUGCAGGGCCCCAUUGUGACCAGUAUUAGAGCUUUGCUGACUCCCCAUCCUAUGAAGGAGCUCCGAGUGAAGGGCUCGUACUUGCAUCACAAAGAGCUCAAAGCAGCCCAAGGUGUAAAGAUUUCUGCACAGGGCCUUGAGCAUGCCAUCGCUGGCACAUCCUUGUAUGUGGUAAAACCUGAAGAUGACUUGGAAGAAUUGAAGAAAAUUGUAAUGCAGGACGUGGAAAAGGUAAUGAGCCGAAUUGACAAGAGUGGGGAAGGUGUUUAUGUACAGGCGUCAACUCUUGGGUCGUUGGAGGCACUUACUGAAUUCUUGAGAAGCCCAGCUGUGAAUAUUCCUUUCUGUGAUUUUAGCAUAGGUCCAGUGCACAAGAAGGAUGUCAUGAAGGCUAGUGUUAUGCUUGAAAGGAAGAAAGAAUAUGCAACCAUUUUAGCUUUUGAUGUUAAAGUCAUGGCUGAUGCUCGAGAGCUUGCAGAGGAGUCUGGUGUUAGAAUCUUUGUUGCAGACAUUAUAUAUCAUCUGUUUGAUCAGUUCAAAGCUUAUAUUGAUAAUCUAAGAGAAGAAAAGAAAAAGGAAAGUGCUGAAGAGGCAGUUUUUCCUUGUGUUCUAAAGAUCAUGCCAAACUGCAUCUUCAACAAGAAAGAUCCAAUUGUGUUGGGCGUGGAUAUUAUUGAAGGAAUCCUUAAGGUAGGUACACCCAUUUGUAUACCUUCAAGAGAAUUCGUAGACAUAGGCAGAAUCGCAUCAAUUGAGAUUAAUCACAAGCAGGUAGAUGUUGCGAAGAAAGGACAGAAGGUUGCCAUCAAGAUAGUUGGCACCAGUCCUGAAGAGCAGCAGAAAAUGUUUGGCAGGCAUUUUGAAAUUGAUGAUGAGCUUGUCAGUCAUAUCUCAAGGAGAUCGAUUGACAUAUUGAAAGCAAACUAUAGGGAUGAUUUGACAAAUGACGAGUGGAGGCUUGUGGUAAGGUUAAAGACAAUUUUCAAGUUACCCUGAAGGAAAUCUCAUGCUUGUUUACGUGAUAUAUAUGAGUUGGUGGUCAUAUCAGAGUGCACGAUCCAGAUUCUCGAACAAAAGAGAUGGAACGUACACAGUGGCUUACCACAAUUUUGAGUCGGUCUUGGCAAAAUUAUUUUUUGAAAGAAAAAUAAUCCCGGCUGCAUGUUUCUUUGAAAGCUUUUGAAUAUCUUCAGAUUGCUCUUGGGUUUAUAGUUUCCUGGUAUUAGUCCUUGGGUUUCUUCCAAGCCUGCGCUGUGCAGCGAGUUCUCCUGCUUUGGUUUCCAAGUCAUUGCAGAAACAAUUUCUAUUUUGUUCGUCUUUAAAUUUUUAAGAGUUGGCCAUGAAUGCAAAGGAUUUUGAUUUAUUUGUAAUAAUAUAGUAUUUUUGAGGUCCCGAGUGAAAGAAAAGGAUUCUUGGAGUUCUUAUUGUCACAAAAUGUGGUGGUUCUUUAUUGCUGAUCAACAGCUUGGUUGAAUCAUGGACUAUUAUGUAUUUUUUCAAGUUCCUACUAUAGGGCUAUAAAACUGAUAGGUAAGUAAUUAUUAAAA